Gossypium raimondii (Peruvian cotton) is the source of this 959-nucleotide messenger RNA. Its product is annotated as stress protein DDR48. The coding region runs from base 56 to 802 and encodes 248 amino acids. NCBI's taxonomy places the organism in Eukaryota, Viridiplantae, Streptophyta, Magnoliopsida, Malvales, Malvaceae. The transcript has 2 exons. The record is from RefSeq and is a predicted model, not a curated record.
AUCAAGCCAAAACAUAUUAAGAGAGUUUCUGGGAGUUGUAAAGAUUAUUGCAGCAAUGGCUUCUUUGCAAUGCCAGAAAACCACUGAGAAAGGCUUGGCUCAAGGAUACUAUGGUGGCGGUUCUAGUUGGGGAAGCCAGGCCACUAAAAUGGAGAACAAAUACCAGAAUGGCUAUGCAAUGUCUUACAGCGAACAAGAACGCCAUAGCCAAAUCCGCUGCCCCACCUAUGGACUGAGCGAAUCCUACACUACUUACGGCCAAUCUCAUGGCACCCACAACGGAAACGCAAUGUCGAAACCCCAAUUUCAUGGUCAUGGGAAUGGCUACGACAGCCACAUGAGCAACGGGAUGGCUCACACUCAAGCAUAUGGCUCUAACCAUCACAACAGCCCUGGAAAACACCAUGGCCCUGGGUAUGGUAGUGGCUUUGGGGGCUACCCUCCCAAAAACCAUGGAAUGCCGCAUAGCCCACCGCACCACGGCGGCAAACUGUCAGGCCAAGGCAACGGGUUCCUGAAGCCCCAAGCAUACGGUCCUGGCAGAAACAUGGCCUACGGAAUGGCCGAAACCGAAAGUUGCGAGUACCGCAGUGAAGUAUACUAUUCCAACGAGUCACACUACAACGACGGCGGCCGUGGACACCACCACGCUGGCAAAGGUAACCACCCUGUCAAGGGUCUGCUAAGGAAAAUAAAGGGUGGCAUUUCACGUAAUAAAAGCUGCAGCGACAGCGACAGUGGCAGCGACAGCGAUGAUGAUGGUUACGGGAAGAAGACGGUCUUCGUGAGCAAGGCAAUAUGAUGAAGACAUAUAUGAUAAUAAAAAUAAAUAUGGUGAAGAUGUUGGCUAUAUAAAUGCGAUAUAAUAUAAAAUAAAAUUAAAGAUGUUCCCGUAUCAUAUGUACCUUUAUGAAUUAAGGAAUGAUAUAACCUCCUGCUCUGGAGGAGUUUGGUUGUUA